AUGGCCCUCCUUACCUUGGUGCUGGUGCUCGCCGCCACUUUUGUUGCCUACCGCUACUACUUCCACCCUCUCCGCCGCAUCCCCGGCCCACUGCUGGCCAAGUUCACGGAUGCUCAGCGCUUCUUCGACACGGCGGGCGGCCGGGCUGAGCUCACGCACCGGCUGCUCCACGCCAAAUAUGGGCCCGUCGUCAGAGUCGGACCCAACACUGUCAGCUUGAGCGAUCCAGAAUGCAUCAAGCUCAUCUAUUCCAACAAGGCAAACUUCCCCAAGAGCGACUUCUACGCCGGGAACGACGUGAUGCAGGGCGACCAGCGCGUCUGCACCCUCUUCGGCACUCGUGACAAUGCCUUACACCAGAAGCUGCGCGCGCCGGUGCAGAAAUACUACAAGGUCUCGACGCUGCUGAAGCUGGAGCACCGCGUCGACGGCGUCAUCAGGGACUUCUGUGCGAAGCUGGAAGAGCGCUUCUUGCAGAAGGGCAAGUCGUGUGAUAUCGCCGAGUGGUUCCUCUUUUAUGCCUGGGAUGCCAUCUCCGACGUCACUUUCAGCAAGCCGAUCAAGGAAGGCUUCUUGAACAAGGGCGGUGAUAUCGACGACCUACUUUCCACCGCCGAGAAAGCCCUCGACUACUUCGCCGCUGUCGGCCAAAUCCCCAUCCUCGACGAGCUCCUCGACAAGAACCCGGUUCACCGCGUGGGGCCGCCCUCCUUCCAAGCCGCCGCCGACUUCUGCGUCAAGAAGCUGGUCGCGCGCACGACGGGCGCCGAGACCAACGACACGGCCAACCAGGACUACCUCGACCACUUCCUCGCCAUCAAGGCCGCGUCGAGUCCGGACGACAACAUCACCGACGGCACCGUCGUCGGCUGGAUGCUGCUCAACAUCCUCGCUGGCGCAGACACCACCGCUACCACCCUCGCCGCCGUCAUGUAUUACCUGCUGCGGAACCCGCGCGCGCUGGCAAGGUUGCGGGCCGAGUUGGAUGCGGCGCAGGUGCCGGACGGGGGUGUGUGGCGCUACGAGGAUGCGGUGCGGUUGGAGUACCUGGAUGCGGUGGUUAAGGAGGCGCUGAGGGUGCAUCCGGGCGUGGGGCUGCUGCUCGAGCGCGUCGUGCCGGAUGGCGGGCUCGCGCUGCCGGAUGGCGCGGCGUUUCUGCCGGCUGGUACUAUUGUGGGGAUGAAUGCGUGGGUCGUGAAUAACGACAAGGGGGUUUUCGGGCCCGAUGCGGAGAGCUUCGUGCCGGAGAGGUGGUUGCGGGCUGAAGGCGAGGCGGAGGGGGCGUAUGAGGAGCGGGUGAAGCGGAUGAAGGAUGUUAUGCUCAGCUUUGGGGCGGGGAGGCGGGUGUGUUUGGGGAGGGAGUUGAGCUUAUUUGAGAUUUAUAAGGUUGUGCCGACGGUGUUGGGGAGGUUUGAUUUUGAUUUGGUUGACCCGAAGAAGGAGUGGGAGUUGACAAACUCGUGGUUCGUGAGGGUGAAGGGAGUGGAUGUGAAAAUCAACCCCAGGGUGGUUCCGAAUUAA
This is a messenger RNA of Lasiodiplodia theobromae, 1521 nucleotides long. Its product is annotated as Benzoate 4-monooxygenase cytochrome p450. Gene Ontology annotation, molecular function: monooxygenase activity; heme binding; oxidoreductase activity, acting on paired donors, with incorporation or reduction of molecular oxygen. The record is from RefSeq and is a predicted model, not a curated record. Lineage: Eukaryota; Fungi; Ascomycota; Dothideomycetes; Botryosphaeriales; Botryosphaeriaceae. The transcript is spliced from 5 exons. Bases 1 to 1521 code for a protein of 506 amino acids.